Molecule: messenger RNA, 11373 nt
Organism: Plasmodium gaboni
Lineage: Eukaryota; Apicomplexa; Aconoidasida; Haemosporida; Plasmodiidae
Product: putative membrane protein
Exons: 3
Coding region: 1-11373 (3790 amino acids)
Source: RefSeq, a predicted model, not a curated record
AUGUGUAAUAUUAAAAAAGAUGUUGAGAUAUAUAAUGCUCCUCAAGACCUUUCAAAUAUAAACUGUGAAAAUAUAACACAUGUAGGUAGCAUUUAUAAUAUUCAUAUUGAUAAUUUAAAAAAAUGUAAAAGUCCAGAAGAAAUAGCUAUCAAAAUAUUGAAAUCACAAAACUGGGAAAAUAAAAGAAAAUAUACAAAUGAUGAUGAAUAUUUUUAUAAAAAGAAAAAAAAAGUAUCCAAUAAUAUUUUGCAACAAAGUUAUAUAAAUGAUUCUUCAUAUUCAAUAAUAAAUGAUCAUGAUAAUAUGAACGAAGGAAAUAAUUAUAUAAACCAAAGUAAUAAUUAUAUAAACCAAAGUAAUAAUUAUAUAAACCAAAGUAAUAAUUAUAUAAACCAAAGUAAUAAUUAUAUAAACCAAAGUAAUAAUUAUAUAAACCAAAGUAAUAAUUAUAUGAACGAACAAAAUAUUUAUACUAAUAAAUAUAGUAACCAAUUAAUUAAUAAAUAUCCUAUAAAUAAUAAUAUGAAUAAUCAUAUGGGCAAUUAUAAUUAUUAUAAUAAUAUUCCUUAUAAUACAUUUGUACAAAAUCAAAAGGGGGAAUACCAAAAUCUUUUACAUAAUAAUUAUCAUCAGUUUCAAAAUUAUAAUCAAACAGAAAAUAAGAAUGAGACUAUAUAUGAUACACAUGUAGAUAAUAAUUUAAUAAAACAGAUGAAUUUAUUACAAUUAGCUUAUAAAAGCAGGUUUAAAAAAUCAAAUAAUAAUGUAAAAAUUAAUGAGGCUCUUUCAUAUAAUAAUAAUAAUGAUAAUAAUAAUGAUAAUAAUAAUGAAGUAAUACAAAAUAUAAAAAGUUCCAUUAACAAAGAAAAUAAUCAUAAAUUUUAUGAUAAUCUUCAUUAUAAUGAUAAUAUGAAGAAUAACUGUUUACUCAUCCAAGGGGAAAAAAUAUUCAAUAAUGAUUCUACAAAGAAUAAAGGAAUGCAUAAUAUACAACAAAUAAAUGAACAAACAUUAAAUGAAUAUAAAUAUAAUGAUAAUAUGAAUUAUAAUAUAAAUCGUGCCAUAGAUGAGGGAAUUAAUGGUCCAACAAGUGAUCAAAUGAAGGAAACUACAGAUGAUUCGAGAGAAAAACUAAUAGAAGAACCAAUAGAAGAACAAAUAGAAGAACAAAUAGAAGAACAAAUAGAAGAACCAAUAGAAGAACAAAUAGAAGAACAAAUAGAAGAACCAAUAGAAGAACCAAUAAAAGAACCAAUAGAAGAACCAAUAGAAGAACCAAUAAAAGAACAAAUAAAAGAACAAAUAGAAGAACCAAUAGAAGAAUCAAUAAAAGAACCAAUAAAAGAACAAAUAGAAGAACCAGUAGAAGAAUCAAUAGAAGAACCAGUAGAAGAACCAAUAGAAGAACCAAUAGAAGAACCAAUAGAAGAACCAAUAAAAGAACCAAUAAAAGAACAAAUAGAAGAACCAAUAGAAGAACCAAUAGAAGAACCAAUAAAAGAACCAAUAGAAGAACCAAUAGAAGAACCAGUAGAAGAACCAGUAGAAGAACCAAUAAAAGAAUCAGUAGAAAAACCAGUAGAAGUACCUAUAAAUGCCCCCACAAAUGAUCAAAUAUAUCCACAAAACCUUAAUGAACAUUUAAUACCAGUCAAUUUAAAAAGCACAUGCCAUUUCAACAAAAUAAAAAGCUCAACCUCAAAUAUUUUCAGAAUUGAUAACACUAUUCCUAUCCAAAUAAAGGAUAAUAAUUUUUUAGAAUAUUCAAAUAACAAUAAUAAUACAUAUAUUGAUCAACCAAAUAAGGAAGACAAACAGCUAGAGGAACACUUGGAUACCUUUUUAGAUUUGACUGAGGGAGAUAUAAUUAAUAAUAAGAAGAAAAUGAAGAGAAUAAUUAAUUAUAUAGAAGAAUACAUAAGAAAGGGGAAUAUAAAAAAUAUGGAAAGGCAUAAAUUAUUUUUUAAUGAUAAUAAGAUAGAAUUAAUAUAUAAUAAAUUAUUAUCAAACUGUAAGAACAUUUUGAACAUAGAAAUAAGUUAUAGAAAAAAUAAAGUUGCGGAAGAAUAUACAUCAGAAGAAGAUAUAAGUAUGAACGAUAUAAAUAAUAAAGAUAAUAUAUAUAUGAAUGAUAUUAAUAUGGAUUAUUUAAAUAUGAAUAAUAUAAAUUUUAAUGACCAAGUGGAUUAUAAUUCCAUAGAAAAAAUAAUUGAUAAGGAAUAUUCUUCAAAUCUUUUAUUACAUAAAAAAAAAAAAAGAGAUAAAGAAAAAGUACAAGAACAAAAUAUAAACAAUAUUAUGAUGAAUGAAUUAAUAUUUGGGCAAUAUAAUAUUUUAUUAUACUUACUGAUGUUACAUUUUGAUGUUUUUAAAAAUAAACAUAUGAAUAUAGAUGAUAUAAAUGAUAAUAUAUUAUUAAAUUUAAAAAUCCAUAUGAAAAAUGUUAUAAUAAAAUUAUAUUUGAAUCAAGUUAAAAAUGGAGUUAUUGAAUUUUAUAAUAUAAAUGAAAUAUAUUUAAUAGAAAUAUAUAAUAUAUAUGAGAAAUGUUUAUUUUAUUUAUAUAAUAUAUAUAUAUAUAUAGAAAAAUAUGACACAGUAUUAAUAAAUUUAAUUGAUGUCUGUAUGUUGACCUUUCAAAUACAUCAUAAUGUUCAAGAUAUUAUAAAACAUUCGAUUAAUUUGUUAUUACGUGUAUUUAAAAAUAAUAAUAAAAAAAUGAAAAAAUAUAUUAUAGACAAUUUACUCAUGAAUAUAAAUAAUGUUAAUUUUAAAUACAACAAAUUGAAUUUUAAGAAUUUCCAGAAUAAUUCGACAUAUGUUCAUUUGGUUCAUUUCUUUUUGUUGAAGGUUGCAGAGACGUUUUCUUUUUAUGAGGGAGAUAUGAAAGAAAAAUUUUGUCUUAGCAAGCAGAGGGAUGCACAAAGGAUGAGUCUUGAUAGUAAGAAAGGUAAAAAUGAUGAUGAUGAUAGUGACGAUUAUUAUCAUGAUGAUGACGAUAAUGAUGAUUAUCAUGAUGAUGAUGAUAAUGAUGAUUAUCAUGAUGAUGAUGAUAAUGAUGAUUAUCAUGAUGAUGACAAUAGUGAUGAUUACCAUGAUGAUGACAAUAGUGAUGAUUAUCAUUAUGAUGACAAUAGUGAUGAUUAUCAUGAUGAUGAAGAUAACGAUAGUUUAUAUAAUAUCAAUAAUGAUGAUAGCGAUUAUGUUGAUGAAAAAUCAUAUAGAAAAAAUCCAAAUAAGGAAUCCAUUAAUAAUACAAGCGAUUCAAAUUUAUCUGAGGAUUCCUUUUGUCUAUCAUUAUUCAGCAGCGAAAACGAUAAUAAAAAUAAUAUUGUUAAUAAUAAUUGUAAAAAUGAAAAAGAUAUUAAUAUAUAUUCAAAAAAAAAAAAAAAAAAAAGUCAAUUUUAUUACAAAGAUCCUAAGGAAGAAAAAAAAAUAUAUUCAUUAAGAAGUAAAAAAAAGAUGAUAAAUCAUUAUGAUUAUCAUAAUUUAAAUAAUAAUAUAAAGAAAAAAAAAAUAUAUAAUACACGGACAAAAAAUAAGAACAUUAUUGAUAGUAAGAGUAUUAAAAAUAAAGGUAAAAAGAAAAAAUGCAUUUUUAUCAAUAAAACUAAUAAUUAUAAAAAAGAAAAAUAUAAUAUAAAAUAUGAUAUAAAUGGAAAUAUGCAAAAAAAUGAAGAUUCACAUUUUAUGUCUUGUUUCCAUAAUUUUAUGAUGAGAAAAAAUUUUAAAAGAUUAAAUAAUAUAAUAAAUUAUAUCUUAAUAGAAAUGAUUGAAAAUUAUUUGUUUGAAGAUAAUAAAAAUGGUAGAAUAAUUUUACAACAUUUUAUUUUAGAUCUUAUAAAAUGUUGUGAUAAUCCAAGAUUCAAUAUAAGUUCACAAUUUAUAAAAAAUAUUAUUCAUAUAUUUUUUGAUAUAAUUAAUAAAAAAUAUGAUAAUAAUAUAAAAGAAACUUGUCUAUAUUUAUUAAGAUAUAUUUUUAAAUAUAUUUUUAAUAUAUAUAAUUAUAUUAAUAAUUUCUCUUAUCAUAUGUUAUAUUAUUUCAAUUAUACUAUGAAAACAAAUAAAUAUAUACAACCUCUAUUUUAUAAUUUAAAUAAUCAUACUUUAUAUGAAAAACAUAAAAUAUUUCAACAUGAUCUUAAUAAUCAAACGGAAGAUAUUAUUAUUAAUAAUAAUGAUAAUAAUAUAAAGGGAAAAAAAAAAAAAAAAAAUAUAAAUAUCAAAAAAAAUAUAAAUAUAAAAAAAAAAAUAAAAAAGGUUACAAACAUAAAUUCGGAAGAUAAAACUAAUAAUGAUAAAAACAAUAUAGAAUUAAAAAUAUCACCAAAUAAGAAAACAUUUAAUCAAACUAAAUGUUGUAAUGAGCCAAAAUAUGAAGACACAAUUCUUAGAUGUGUGCAAUGUCAAUCUUUUUAUCAUAUUAGUUGUAUUGAAAAAAAAAAUAGUAAAAAUAUUUUAUUCCAAAAAGAUACUUAUGACUUAAAUGAAUAUAAUGAACAAAAUUUAUUUCUAAGAAAUAAAGAACAGAAUAAAGAGUUACAAAACGUUGACAUAUUUGAUAAAAGAGAAGAAGAAAAUAAUAAAAGUAAUCUAAACGAAUAUAAAAAUGGAAAUAAAAAAUAUAAAGAAGAAAAAAAAGAUAUAUACAAUAAUAAUUAUUAUAAUAUUAAUAAUAUAAAUAAAACAAUAUAUACAUCAAAUAUAGUUGAUUAUAAUUGUGAUAUUUGCAAAAUAAAAAAUUUGAUAAAAAUAUUUAUUAUGAGAGAGAGUGAAAUAAAUAAUAGUUUCUUAAAUUUAUUGUUUAAAAAGAAAAAAGAAAAAAAUAAAGGAUUUUAUUGUUAUGAUAAAUUUAUUAAUAGCUUGAAAAUUUUUAUAGUAUAUUAUUAUUAUAUAUUGAUACAUAUUAAUAAAGACAAAAUUAAUGAUGACAUUGAUAAGGAUAAUAAUUUUGUAUAUUCAUAUAUAUUGUUAUUAUAUAAUAAUUUUGUAUAUGAAAAGAAUAAAAAAAAGGAUGAUACUACAGUUUCAAAUUCAACAAAAAAUAAAAAUAAAAUGAAACAGAUACAAAGGGGUAAAAAUAAAAUCAAACAUAUACAAAGUCAUAAAAAUAAUGACGAAAAAAAAUAUGAUGACAAAAAAUAUGAUGACAAAAAAUAUGAUGACAAAAAAUAUGAUGACAAAAAAUAUGAUGACAAAAAAUAUGAUGACAAAAAAUUUGAUGACAAAUAUAUUGAUGAACAAAAGAAAAAAAAAAAAAAUUUAAAUUCAAUAAAUGAUAUGCUAAUUUACGAAUUUAAAAAUGUUAAGAAAAAUGAAGAAAUGUGUUAUUCUUUUAGUUCUACACAUAAUUUUGAUAUAUAUAUAAAUUAUGCUUGGAAGAUGUAUUUAUAUUUUUUCUUUUAUGAUUUCUUUUUUAUAGCAUUUAAUCAAUUAUUUUAUAUCUUAUAUGAAAAUAGCAAUAAAAAUUUAAGAUAUUAUAGUAUAUCUAUAAUUAGCAAUAUUAUAAAUGAUAAUUAUUUAUAUCUAAAAAGUAAACAAACACAACAUAUAUUACUAUCAUGUUUGACAGAUAAUUAUUUAAAAGUUAGAGAAUAUACCUUAUAUAUUUUUUAUAAUUUCUGUAAGCAGUUUCUAGAUAUAGAAAAUUUAAUUAUAUAUCAAAAAGAAAUUACAACAUUAUUAUAUGAUCAAUCAAAAAAAAAUAUAUAUCCAUGUCAUCAAAAAAAUGAUACAUUAUCUAAUACACCAAAAGAAAUAUUACAAAAAAAUUAUAAAAAAAAAAUCUGUAAUCUAAAGAAUAAUAAUAAUAAUAAUAAUAAUAAUAAUAAUGAAGUAGAAUUAAUUAAUACACAGGAAAUAGAAAAUAAUAAAAAUAAUAAUCAUCAACAAAUUGAUGAUAAAAAUUAUUAUUCAGUUAAUCAACAAAAACAGAAUCAUAAAAAUAUUUUAGAUCUUAAUGAAUAUAUUACAAACAAUAUUGUUGAAUCAAUCAAAAGAUGUUCAAAGGAUAUAAAAAUAAGUGUAAGAAUUAUAAGUGUCAAAAUAUUAAAAUAUAUUAUAUAUUUUAAUAUAUAUAUCAAAAGAUAUAAUGAAUCCAUUUACAAAAAGGAUAUCCAAAAUUAUGAUAAUCACAUCAUAGAUAAGGAUUCUAAUUAUUCACAUAAUAAUAAUAAUAAUAAUAAUAAUACUAAUUAUUAUAGUGAACAUGCUCAUAAUAAUUAUUAUGAAGAAAAAUAUUUAAAAAAUCAACAAAACACAUCAUGUCAUAAUAUACAGCAAAUAAAUGAAGAGAAUAUUAAACAAAAUUGUAGUGUUGAAAAUAUUUCUAUACUUAAUGAUUUAAUUGAAAGAUAUGUAUCUACAUAUGAUAAUGAUAACAUGAAAAAUAGUGUUAUGGAAAUUUUUAUUGAAAUUUUUUUUAUCAAUAUUUUUAAAACAAUCAAAAUGAAAAAUAAAUAUAGUAGUUUCAACAAUGAGAAUAAUCAAAUACAUUCUUGUUAUAAUAAAAAAAUAGGAAAUACAGAAGAUGAUAUUUAUUAUGAAUCAUUUUUAAAAGAUAUACAUUCUGAUGAAAGUCAAUCAUUACAACAACAUGAAAAGGACAAAAAAGACAAAGAAGAUGAUGAAGUAGAUGAUGAAGUAGAUGAAGAAGAGCUAACAGAUCAACAUAGUCAUAAUAAAUAUAUAAAAGUUGAAAAAGAUAUUUAUAUCUUAUUUAUUCAUCUAUUGUAUGUUAUGAAAAAUAAACACAAUAUAAAUAUUGUAAACAAAAUGCUUUCCUACCUUGAUAAAAAUAUAAAGAAAUAUCAGGAAUUAUUCGAUUUAACUGACAAAAUUUUUGAGAAUAAAACAUUAAAUGAAACUGAUAAUUAUAAUAAUAAUAAAAUAUUAAGAAAAGGAAAACAAACAGAUAAUUACAAGUAUUCAAAAUGUAGUGAUACAAAUUAUUAUAAUAAUAGUAUAUAUGAUUAUAAUGUCGAUAAUGAAAUAAAUACAGAAAUAGAAACAGAAAAUGAAGAAGACGACCAAGAAAAUGAAUAUAUAAAUAAAAAUAUAAAUGUAAAACAAAAUGAUAACAAAAAGAAUAAGAAGAAAAAACAACGUAAAAAUAAUAAUAUAAAAAAAAAAUUUCAUAAGGAUAAAGAAAAUCAAAAUAUUUCUAAUAGAGGAGAUCAACAAAAUAAUAAUUAUAUAGCAUAUAAUAGCAAUAUGGUAAAUAUUAAAAAUAAUGUUUAUAAUAUAUAUAUUAAUAAUUCCUAUAAACAUUUAGAUAUUUUAAAUAAAAAAAAUAUAACAUAUAUUUUAGAAGUAUGGAUUUAUAAUUUAAUUUGUCUUUUUAUAAAAACUCGAAGAAAUAGUUUACUAGAAAAUGAAACGAGGAAAAUUAUGAAUAUUCUAAAUAUUAUUAUAGAAAUUAUUCCUGAAUUAUUCAUAAAAUAUGUUAAUUUUUUUUAUCCAUAUAUAUAUAAUAAUGAUGUAUCAAAAGAUGUAUGUGAAUUAUUAUCUUCUAUAUUUCCAUAUUGUAAAUUAGAUUUGCAAUUAAAAUUACAAUUUAAGAAAGUUACAUUUAAUAAUUCUUUAUUAUAUCAUCAUAAUAUAUUUAUAUCAAGAUCAUAUAUACAAUUAUUAUGUACAUUGCAUACAUACAUAUUUUCUAAUUUUGUUUAUUUUAAAACAUAUAUAGAAGAAUGUUUUAUCAAACUGUAUAAAUACAAAUUAUGUUUUCUUAUUAAUAAUACAGUGCUUCAGCUCAAUAAUUUUGUAAGAGAGUUCUAUUUAAUGAACCAAGAGCAAAAGGAAGAAAUCAAAAAUAAUUUGAUACGUUUAUAUAACAACCAUUUACAGAAUGUGAAUCCAAAUAAUUUAAGACAUGAUAGAAAUGUAAAUGAUGAAAAAAAAGGAAAAGAGUUAAAUAAUACUCUGGAAUAUAAAAAUCAUGAAUCUAAUCAAAAUAAAGAUGAAUCCAAUAAAUAUAAUGAUAAAAAUCCAAAUAAUUUAUCAAAUCCUGAACAUUUUUUUAUUUAUAAUAUUAUAGAUAUUACAUAUGAAGAAUUUAUUUCUCAUUUAGAUCUAUAUAAGAAACAUAUUUUUGAUAUAUUUUCGAUUACACACAAUGAUAUAAUAAACAUUAAUAAAUAUGCAUGGCUCAUAUCUAUAAUGUGCGAAUUCAUAAAUAUGAAUAAAAUAAUUAUUAAUGAUGUGUAUAAUGUGAAUGAAAUAGAUGAAUCAGUACAUAUACAAAUACAAAAUGAACAUCAAGAAAAGCAAACAAAAAAUCACAACAAUGAUAAGAAUAAUAUAAAUGUAAAUAUAUAUAGUAAUAAUAAUAUUAAUAGUAAUAAUAAUAUAAAUAGUAAUAAUAAUAUUAAUAGUAAUAAUAAUAUUAAUAGUAAUUAUAAUAAUUAUAAUAAUUAUAAUAGAGAGCCCUUACUAUCAGACAAAUUUAAUAUUCUUUGUUCUAAUAAUAAUAUGAAAUAUAUUAAAUUAUCAGAUAUUGUAAAAAAUGUCAAAGUCUAUAUAAAUGCUAUUUUAUAUUUUGAAUUUAUUUAUAAUAAACAAAAUGAUUAUAUAAAAAGAUGGAAUAUUUUAAAAUUAAAAAAUGAAAUUAUUUCUGAAAUUAUACAAAAAAAAAUAAACAUAAAUAAAAUAGAGAAAUGUAAUGAUAUUUUUAAUUACAAAUUUUAUAACGUAUCCUUAAUAUUAGUUAAUAUAUUAAUUGAUCUAUUUUAUAUAACCAAUGAUAUUAAAUGUAAAUGUUUUUUCUUACAUUGCUUAUGUAAAAUAUUAUCAAAUUAUCAUAACUCCCAUUUUAUUAAUGAUCUAAAAUUAAGAAAUGUUUUCUUCUAUUGUAUUGAUGCAUUUUCUAAUUCUGCAUUACAAAAAAGUUUUCUUUACUCUCUUCUUCAAUUAAUUAAGACAUAUGAACAAUUUCUACGAAACAAAAAUAACAUUAACAUUGCUCAAAGUGGUAACACUAAAAACAAUGAAAACAAUCAUAUUACAUUUAAAAAAAUGACACAAAUGGUGACAAACGAAGAAAAACAGCACAAUAAAAACAAUAUAAUGAAAAAAAAUAAAAAUAAAUGUUUUUCAAGUGAUGAACUAACUACUUGUGAUGAUAGGGAAUAUUCCUCCUUUGCAAUUUCUUGUAUUAACCCACAAAGUUCCUCUUCUCAAAGUCCUAAUUUAUGCGAGAGUAAUGAUAAUGAAAUAGCUAGCCAUUCUGGAAAAAACAAUACCAAAAAAAUAAAAAAAAAAAAAAAAUUGGGUCAGGAAGAAAAAAUGAAUACAGAAGAAUUAUACGAAGAAAACGAGACAUCAGUUGCAGAUAUAAAACUGGAAGAAGAACUUGUAAAAGGUACAAAUAAAAAGAAUCAGAAAAAUGAAAAAAUAGAUCCAAAAAAUUAUAGCAUUAAUGAAAAAAAGCUAAAAAAAAAUCAUGUAAAAUGUCAAAAAAAUUAUGGUCAGGAAAAUAUUAAAAAUUAUGAAAGUAAUAAAAAUGAUGUAAAUGGUACACACCAUUUAAAUAAUCAAUUGGUAGAUGAUCAUAAUAUUACUAAUAAAAGAAAUGUGGACAAAAAUCAGAAUAAGGAUAUUAUACACGUUUUGCUGGUAGCCUCACUAUUUUCUCAAAAAAUUAUUGAUUUAUUAAUGGUAAAUAAAUAUAUGUAUAUGGACUGCACACAAGAUGAAUUAAAUUUUAUUAAAUGCUUAGGUAUACAAAUAUUAAGUCAUUUAUAUAAAGAAGGUUUUAUUCAGAGUAGUAAAAUAUCACCAAGUAUUUUUUGUUUAUGCUUUUCUCCUGAUAUAAAAUUAAAAUCACGUAGUGAAAAGGUAAUAAACUGUAUCAUAGAAAAAGAAAAUUAUAACUUUUUAAAUAACUUAGCUGAAUGUUUACAAUAUCUGUUGUUUUAUAUAAUUGAAAAUAAUUAUAUGUAUAAUAAUAGGGAAUCAAAUAAUAUAAAUAAUUUAUUCUUAUUUAAUAAAAUAGAAUCAAGUUUCUUCAAAACAUUGCUUGAUAUUUAUGAAAACUUAACAUCCAAAAAAUUAAAAAUAAAAUAUCUUAAAAUUAUAUUGAAAGAGAUUGAAAAUACUUGUCACUUUAUUUUAUACGAUAAAAUAAUAAAGUUUAUAAGAGAAACAAAUGGAAAAUAUAAUAAUAGUAAUAAUCACAGUAAUAUACAUGAUAAUAAUAAUAAUAAUAAUAAUAAUAAUAAUGAUGGUGAUGUCUAUUAUAAUAAAAAAAAUAUUUAUAAUAAUCAAGAUUUGUCAAAAAAUAUUAUGAUUCAUAUUUAUCCUAUAAAUCAAAUUUAUUCAUAUAUUAUUAAUAGGUAUAUAAUAUUACCAAAUAAUAAAACUAUUAAAAAGAACGGUAAAUCAAAAAAAUUUAAAGAAAUUACUACAUCUUCUUUAUCUUCAUGCUCUUCAUCAUAUUCUUCAAAUGGUUUGUAUAAUAAUGAUGACAAAUUUAAAAAGAAGAAAAAUAAAGAAAAUAAUAAAAAGAAAAAGAACAGUGAAAGAUCUAAACAUAAAGAUUUAUAUUAUAAGGAAAAAACAUCAUCAUCAAAAGAUGAUUCAAGUGUGACAGAAAAUAUAUAUGAUAAUGAUAAUUAUGAAAUUAAGAACUGCAAGAACAUUAUGGAAAAAAUAAGAAAUAAAUAUAAUUAUUUAUUAAACGAUUAUUAUAUGAAAAUGGAUGAAUAUAUAUAUAUUAAUUAUUUCCUAUUCCUAUAUUUACAAAUUUUAAUAAAUUUAAUAUCAUAUUUAAACUUUUCUACAUAUAAUGAAAUAGCCAUAUUGAUUCAUGACAUUAAUAAACUUUAUUGUAUUAUAUCAUCAACACUACAUAUGGAUAUGUAUGCAGAUGAUAUUUCAAAAACAAAUGAAGAAUCCUUCUAUACAUUUAAUGAUCAUAUGAAACAAUAUACGAGUGUAAAUGAUAUAAACAUGGAAAAUGAAGAUUAUCUGUCUAUUAAUUUAAAUUUAAACAAGGUUAAGUGCUUUGUUAUGGCAAUUUUAAAUAAUUUGACGAACAAUUUAAUAAAACACUAUGAUAUAGACACAUCAAAAUUAAAUGAAUUAAUCGAAGAAGAUAAUAUUAAAGAAAAUAAAAUAGAGGAUGAAAAAAGAGAAGAACCAAAAAACAAUAUUUUUAAUUAUUUGGAAUAUAUAUAUGAGUGUAUUGAAAUAUUUAUUGAAGAUAAUAAUACAAUUGUUGAAAAAUAUUCUAAAUGUCAUUUGAAUAUCCAUAACUUAAAUAACGAUUAUAUAAAUAAAUUGAUAAAUGAUGGAAAAAACAAAAAAUUUGUACAAAAGAAAAAACAAAAGGAGACAGCUAAACAAAGACGUUUGACAUUAAAAAGAAAUAAUUAA